CGAAUAACAGUCCGGGGGAAGAUGGACUAGAUACCUAAGCAACUGAACCGCUACAAACUACAUCAUGCUUUUCUUACACGAUCAUUGGAUUCUGUUUAUACUGUUUUCACUGCAAAGUGUUAAUGGUGUACAAGUGAUCGUGAAAGAUGAGAAGAAGUUUGCCAUGCUGUUCUCCCCCAUCGUUCUUCCGUGUCAUUACACCACCCAUUCCACUCAAAUUGCAGUGGUGCAAUGGUGGUAUAAGUCCUUCUGUACGGACCGCACACGGGAUUCUUUCACGUUUACAGAGACCCUGGGGGUCCAUGUCUCUGAUGUGCGAGGCACCUCUCAUCUGGACUGUUCAGACAAGAGCCGGACUGUCCGCAUAGUGGCCUCUGCACAGGGGGCUUCAGUGACCUUAGCGGAACACUACAAAGAGAGAGACAUCUCCAUCAUAAACAAAGCAGAUCUGCGCAUUGGACAAUUGCAGUGGGGUGACAGCGGGGUUUACUUUUGUAAAGUUAUCAUUGCUAAUGAUUUGGAAGGAAUAAAUGAAGACCAGGUGGAGCUACUGGUGCAAGGUAGGACAGGUGUGCUGGAUGACAUCCUGCCUGAGUUUGAUUUGGAGAUUAUGCCAGAAUGGGUGUUUGUGGGAGUUGUCGUCCUCGGUAGCAUCCUCUUUCUGCUACUGGUUGGGAUCUGCUGGUGUCAGUGUUGCCCUCAUUCCUGUUGUUGUUACGUCCGCUGCUGCUGCUGUCCUGAUACAUGCUGUUGUCCAAAACACUUAUAUGAAGCAGGGAAGAUGGCAAAGAGCAGCCAAGCUCCUCAGAUUGCCAUGUAUCAACCUUAUUACGUUCCUGGUAUUCCUGUGGUUCCUUCAACUGCACCAUCUCUCAUUGAUCCCAAGCUGAUCCCAACUGCUGUCCCUCCUUCAGUAGAAAACAAUAUAGUCGGAGUGCGCAGUGGCUAUCGACUCCAUGCCAGUCAGGGUCAGGACGCUAUGAAGGUUGUGUACUACGUAGAGAGAGACCUGGCGCAGUUCCACCCUACCAAGGGGGCCAGUCAUCCAUCAGCUGGCAGCCUAUCAGAACUGAGCUCUCUGCAUGAUGCUGAUGUAGACUUCAGGCAGACCUAUAGGCAGAUCCAGAGGAAGGCACUGCCACCCAUCAGCGACCAUGGCGACGAGCCACGCCUCCGAACUGCAUCAAUUGGCCAUGGGCUCCGCCACUCACAUUACCAAAGCAAUAAUUCUUUGGAUGAGCAUGACAGCAGGUGGAACUGUCGCUCCGAGUACCUGCCUCGCAAAGCCUUUGACACCAGGGGCCGUACGGGGUCGUUAGAUGAACUUGAAGAGUUUGCCAUGUCAUACGGCCCACAUGGUCGUCAGCGAGGUGACGUUCGAGAACCUCAGCGAGACUUCGAAAUGGCCCCGAGGUCACGGGACCAUUACACAUCCUAUCGAGACGGCCCUCGUUGUUCCCGUGAUGCAGACGACGAUGACUGGCGUCGGCGAGACUCACCGCCGUCCCCGCCUAAAAGGCGCGGUGCCAGCGAGCGUUACGCUGCCCGUCAGAGGUCGUAUGAUGACACCUACCUGAACAGUCUGCUGGAGCGCAAGGCCAGGGGCGAGCGUGGAGAGCGAGGUGGGAGGGCUGACAAUGACAGUGACACACCCUCAAAAGGCAGUUCCAAGAAGAGCAGUGACUGUUACAAUAGCAGGUCACCUAGCAACCGGCCCGAGGAGGAUGAUCCAUUACCUCCGUACUCUGAAAGAGAGGCAGAGAGGUUUAAAAAUGAACGGUACAGGACCGCUGACCCUGCCAUGCGCCCUUUUUCGUACACACGGCCGGCCCAUGGGCUUGCCCAUACGUUGCAGGAGCGCAGGGAGGAAAGAGACAAACCCAGGAAACUGACCACUCACCUAAGCAGAGACACUUUAAUUGUGUGACAUCAUCAGACUGAACUGACAUCAUACUGUUAACAUCACCAUCAAGCUGAAGAGAAAUGCACCAGACACCAAGAAUCAAUCAGGACACAUUACACAGGAUUACAAAGACAUGAAGAAUCAAGGGGAGGGACUUACUGUAUGAACGUGUUUGUGUUUACCUGAAUUACAAUUUUACAUUUCGUACUUUAUUAGGUAAAAAGUAGUCUUCUCUACUACCAAUGCACUUGAAUUUUGUGAUCUAAAUUUUACAACAAGGACUUCAAAAUAUUCAAAUUAUGUUUUUAAUUAUUUUGCUCGGUUGUGUUAUAAACAUUCCUUGAUGUUUUUUAUGCCUUAAGUACUGUAACUGGACACUGUCUCUGAUAUUUCAGUGUUUGUUUGCACUGCACCGUAAAUGUAUGCGUCAUCUUUUAGCUUUUCAAGGGAAUAUGUGCCAUUUAUUUGUAUUCCAUGAUUUUAAAUAAUGAUUUUGAU
Triplophysa rosa is the source of this 2401-nucleotide messenger RNA. RefSeq names its product immunoglobulin-like domain containing receptor 2 (gene ildr2b). Gene Ontology annotation, cellular component: membrane. Lineage: Eukaryota; Metazoa; Chordata; Actinopteri; Cypriniformes; Nemacheilidae. Gene Ontology annotation, biological process: pancreas development. The transcript is spliced from 10 exons. The record is from RefSeq and is a predicted model, not a curated record. The coding region runs from base 65 to 1927 and encodes 620 amino acids.